UUUUCCAAUAUGGCGGAUUUUAAGCAGCUUGAAUUAGACGAGGAUUUGGCAACAGGAAGGUCCAGUCGCUCAGAUAAAAAGUUUGAUACAACUGUUGGUCACAUAGAAGAUAUAAUUAUGGAGGAAAAAUUUCAGUCAAUGCAGCAUGACUUCAAAGAGAAGUACUACCAACACUUUACAGAUGAAGAAGAAAACAAGCUUAUAUACAUGGAUAUAUUCAAGGAAUAUGUUUCCCUAGUGGAAAAUUACAUCGAAGAAGAGCUUAAAAAAAGAAUAUCAGGUUUCUCCAUGGAAGAGUUUUCAAAGUCUCUAGAAAGCCGCCAGGACCAAAUUGGAGGAGACAUUUUUGAAAUGCUAAUGAGCUUUACAGACUUCUUGACCUUCAAAGAAAUGUUCUUAGAAUAUAAAUCCGAAAAAGAAGGAACAGGAAUGGACUUUAGUGAUUUGUUAACCAUCACAUCAAGUGGCACAUCACCAUCAGAUGAACACCACAGAAUGCAGGUUGAUCCUGAGUCACCAAGAGAAGGACCCUCCUCAAGCAGAUAGUGUUUACAAAAAAAGGUCUCAACUUUGAAAGAUUUUGAGCUCUAUCGACUCCUUUUGAACUUUGUGUGUUUGGAAUAAAACCAUACAGAUCUUUGUAGAUAGGAAACACAUUCCUGAGAGCACUGAGAGUUCUUUCUUGCUCUGUGAUGUACUCCUCUUUUUUACUUUUCAUAAUCAUAGUAUGACUAAAUAAGCAAGUAGAUUUUUGCAUGUUAGACAACUGAUCUCAAAGUGUACAUGGAUAAUACUUAUCACACAGCUGGCUCUGAGAGUGAGAGACAUGAAGCAAGUCCUGUAUUCUAUUCAGCUGCAUAUGGGUACAAGUUUUUCUGCCUGGGAUUGCUCACUUUAAUAAUCACACAGCAAAAAAGAUAAAACGUACCGGUAGUUGGUUUACAUACAGAAAUGUGCAAGUUCAAAGUAACUUAUUACACUAUUCGGAAAAGUGUUCUGCCCAGUUCUGCGGGCAAGAGAGUCCGUGUAUUUCUUUAGACAAAUGUCAAACAAAGAAAAUUACAACAUGUUAAGGGCUUCUGGUUUUGUGAAUUCAUUUGGCAAUUUUUUCGGUGUAGUCUAUAUGCCAUAAUUAUAGUAAUCCUUUAUUGAUCAAGCUCAUUUGGUUAAGAUAGCUGGAUAAGCACACAAUUCGUGGUAAAUAUCCAGCUAUGUUUACCUCAGUCAAUGAAUCACAUUUACACCGUUACAACUUGUUAUAUAUGAUUGUUGUGGGGAAUUGCUAAGAGAAACAAUAUCAAUAUCUGAGCACAAAGUAGAAAAAAUGAAAAAUAGUUGAUCCCACUCAAUUUAUUUUGAACCUUUUUCGUUCUCUAGUGCACAUUAAAUGUGCCCUUAAUGUUUUUUUCCGACAACGUUGUCUUGGAUUUGUUUGGUAAUGGGACCUGAAUUAAAUUUUACGUGUUCGUUUCAUCAAGGAGUUUGAAAUCGUCGUCCAAAGCUACAGAUGCAACAAUGUGCACUAAAUUGGGAAGACUUGAAACACCCAAACCUCCACAACUUUUUUGGUUUUCGUUGUUAUCAGCAUCUCCAGCUCAUGUCUCAUGUUACUUUGUAACUGUUACAAGAAAAUAGUAUUUAAUGUAUUGGAGAUAGAGAGGCAAAGGAAUCAUUUGUUGUAAUUAUUGUAAUAAAGUGUUUAAUUUAA
This is a messenger RNA of Stylophora pistillata, 1708 nucleotides long. RefSeq names its product ADP-ribosylation factor-like protein 2-binding protein. Gene Ontology annotation, biological process: maintenance of protein location in nucleus; positive regulation of tyrosine phosphorylation of STAT protein. Gene Ontology annotation, cellular component: mitochondrial intermembrane space. The record is from RefSeq and is a predicted model, not a curated record. Lineage: Eukaryota; Metazoa; Cnidaria; Anthozoa; Scleractinia; Pocilloporidae.